Messenger RNA from Xiphophorus couchianus (Monterrey platyfish), 4003 nucleotides. RefSeq names its product inositol-tetrakisphosphate 1-kinase b (gene itpk1b). The coding region runs from base 300 to 1517 and encodes 405 amino acids. The transcript has 11 exons. The record is from RefSeq and is a predicted model, not a curated record. NCBI's taxonomy places the organism in Eukaryota, Metazoa, Chordata, Actinopteri, Cyprinodontiformes, Poeciliidae. Gene Ontology annotation, cellular component: cytoplasm. Gene Ontology annotation, biological process: inositol trisphosphate metabolic process. Gene Ontology annotation, molecular function: inositol-1,3,4-trisphosphate 6-kinase activity; inositol-3,4,5,6-tetrakisphosphate 1-kinase activity; inositol-1,3,4-trisphosphate 5-kinase activity.
UUCCGUGCCGUCAGUGAAGGCAGCAGCAGGACCCAGGGUGUGUGCAGUGAGUCAAGCUGACAGAGGGACACAGGGAGAGGGAAACACGGGGAACAUCUGUGCCUGGUUCCGCCGUGUCCGUCUUCGGUCUCCUCGGGUCUCUCUGCGGUGGUCGGACCGGAUCAUGGACCGGUCUCUGAGCUAGUUCCCGAGGAAAACACGGACCGACCCCCGGAGCUAAACCUGCAGGUGGAGCCUCCAUCAUCUUCACCAUCAUCUCCGCCAGUUCCGCCCAGAGGAGCCCGAGCAGCGCAGCCAGGAUGCAGACCUUCCUGAGGGGUCGCCGGGUGGGAUACUGGCUCAGCGAGAAGAAGAUGAAGAAGCUGAACUUCCAGGCCUUCGCGGAUCUCUGCAGGAAAAGGGGAAUAGAAGUCGUACAGCUGGACCUCAGCCAGCCUCUGGAGGACCAGGGUCCGCUGGACCUCAUCAUCCACAAACUGACCGACCUCAUUCUGGAAGCGGACCAGAACGAUUCACAAGCCGUGCUGCAGGUCCAGAGAGUACAGGACUACAUUGACGCACACCCUGAGACCAUCGUCCUGGACCCUCUCCCUGCCAUCCGAACCCUGCUGGACCGCUGCAAGUCCUACCAGCUCGUCCACAGAAUAGAAAAGUGUAUGCAAGAUGAGAGGAUUUGCUCUCCUCCGUUCAUGGUCCUCAACACGGAGUGCACCCCGGAUGUUCUGGAGCAGAUCAAGCUGCAGGGUCUCACAUUCCCCUUCAUUUGCAAAACUCGUGUGGCUCAUGGCACCAACUCCCAUGAGAUGGCCAUUAUCUUCAGCGAAGAGGACCUGAAGGACGUGAAGCCUCCGUGUGUGAUCCAGAGCUUCAUCAACCACAACGCGGUGCUGUACAAGGUGUUUGUGGUGGGGGACUCCUACACCGUGGUGGAGAGGCCCUCCCUGAAGAACUUCCCUGCUGGGCCUGCAGGUGAGCAGCGGCUGAGGAGUCCAGAGGCGGCGCACAUCCACACCGAAAGAAAAGCCAUUUUCUUCAACAGCCACAACGUCUCCAAACCCGAGUCGUCUUCAGACCUGACCUCGAGGGAGAACGUGGAGGGCGUGUCCCAGCCGCCCUGCGAUGAUGUCAUCAGGGAGCUGUCCAGGUCGCUGCGGCAGGCGCUGGGUGUGUCCCUGUUCGGCAUCGACGUCAUCAUCAACAACCAGACGGGUCAGCACGCGGUCAUCGACAUCAACGCGUUUCCCGGUUAUGAAGGCGUUCCGGAGUUCUUCAACGACCUGCUGAGCCACAUCAGCGGCGUCCUGCAGAGCCACAACCCGGACUUCGUUCCUGCCGGAGAUCAGCCCAAAGGCCUGACGGUGAGCGGCGGCGCCGGUGGCGCCGGCCCCCAGGCUCCAUGCGGCUGCAGCAGCGUGCGCGGGAAGGAGCUGCAGAGACUGGGCUGCAACUCGGCCAUGUCGCCCAACUUCCAGCAGCACUGCGUCUCCACGAUAGCUACGAAGGCCUCCUCCCAGUGACUGAGCCCGGCCCGACCCGGCCCGCUUGAUUCCUCAGCAAAUCACAGUGGUGACAGUAAUAAUAAUAAUGAAGAUGAAUAAUAAUCAGAGUAAUUAUGAUGUUAAUAAUGUAUCUAAUCAAAAAUAGGCCUCUUCCUCUGUGGUUACUGAAACUGUUGGUGAUUGGGUGUAAGCUUCUUUCCUCUCUGCCUUUUUGUACAUUUGGUUCUGUCCAAUGAGACUGUAUCAGUACUGUAAUGUGAACCUUUGGGAACCGAACAGCUGAGUUCAGUUUCGCUGUAAAGAAAGAGUCCAGGCGAGGUAGCUAACGGCGGCUAACGGCCCGAUCCCGCCAAACGCUUAGACUGAAGCACAUCCGCAAUGUGACGGGCCGCGGUCCUGCGGGCCGCUGUCGGGUCAGAAGAAGGGAGUUCUUCUCGAAGUGCCAUGAAGUUAGUUUGAGAGAGAAGAGUUGAACAUCCGUGAUCACGUGACCAAGUUUGGUGGCGUUUCUGCAGCUGUUUGGCUCCAGAUGUUGAUUCUCUGCAACCACAUUCCCCGUUCUGCAUGUCUGCAAAGAAAUUCCAGGAUUGAUUUCCGAUAUUCCAGUGGAUCGUCUCCUUAAACGAGCGUGUCACUUUAAAACAAUAAACUAAAAGAUUCGAGAUUUUCAAAGUGUGAGACGCCUGAGCUCCUCAGAAAAAAUAUCCACAAACAUUUAGCCAACUUCACAAAGCUAGAGACAAAUGGGUAAAUAUUUAGAACCUAAAUCAGUUUCAUUUCUGGUGAUUAUUUAAAGUUUGGAUUUUCAUGGUUUGGAUGUUAAGAUGCUCCACUAUGGGGCAAUAAUUGAGUUAUUUAGCAGAGCAAAAAAAUGUAAAUCAUAUUUUCUUUGUAUUACUCAUUUAUUUAUAAAUGUCAGUUUCAAACGAAAUAUUAAGUUAGCUGCUAAAUAUUUAGCUUCAAUUAAAUGUUUACUUAGCCAGCUUAAUGUUUACCUUAAAGCAAAUAUUUAUUUUGCAAAUUAGAUAUUUAGCUUCAAUCUAGAUAUUUAGCUAGGAAGCUGAAUAUUUAACUUCAAACUAAAUAUUUAGCUUUCAUCUAAAUGUUUAGUUGGCAAGCAAAAUAUUGAGUUUGAAACAAAAUGUUUUGUUAGCGAAUCAUAUUUAGUGUGAACCAAAAUAUUUGAUUCAAACUAAAUAUUUAGAUUGAACCAAAUCUGGAUAUUUAGUUAAAUCUAAACUAAAUAUUUAGAUUGAAACUAAAUAUUUAGUUUGAAGCAAAAUAUUAAGUUAAGUGAAAUAUUUAGUUUCUAUCUAAAUGUUUAUUUAGCAAACUGAAUACUUAAUCUAAAGCUGCAUAUCAAGUUUGAAACUAAAUGUUUAGUUAGCAAGCUAAACAUUUAGCUAAAAACAAAUAUUUAGGCAUUUGCCUUCAAACUAAAUAUUUGAUUUUGUUUCACAUAUUUAGCUUUAUAUGAUGAUUAGAUGAUUUCAUAUAAAGCUAAAUAUGUGAAACAAAAUGUUUUGUUGGAGAAUCUAAAUAUUUAACUUCAAACUAAAUACUUAAUUUGAAGCUAGGUAUUUAGCUUCAGUCUAAAUAUUUUGAAUGAGGCUAAAUAUUUAGCACAGCCAAAGGUAUUUUGGUGUUUUAGCAGGUAAACCACCUCCAGUAACUUUAACAGAUUUUCAGAAACAACAUUGAUGAAAUGGAGGACAGUUUUCUAUUUGCUCUCACACUUUGAAAACUUCUGGUCUGGAUGAUUUAAGGAAGAAUCUGUUUUCCUGUCGCUCAUCCUCUCCUGCAGAACUCCUGUCUGUCGCUUCGCUGAGCUCGGUUCUGACCCGGUUCCUCUUCCAGCUGCUGUAUCCGUGUGAAGGGAGGAGGUCCAGCUCUUGUUCCCAGUGUUCACUGUGAUUUCUUUUUUUUUUUUAACUCUGGUUUGUUUAUACUUUUGUCUUGACAUCUAAUGAGAGUAACUUUAUUUUAUUGAGAUUUUAUGGGAAAAUGUUUUAUAUAAAUAAACUGAGAGCAGUGAUGUUUUUGAGCAUAUUUUACAGUAAAAUGGCUCGCAUGUUGAUCAAAUCAAACCAGAACCGCGGUUCAGUCUGUAAAUGAUUGCACUCCUCUGAGCCUGAAUCCUGGAGAUCAUUCCUCCCAUUUUAUUUUCCAUUUAAUUGUCUCUGCAGCUUCCUCAUCAGCAUCUCUCUGGGCCAGAACCUUUAAAUCUAUACUGGUGAUCCGAACUACAGCGUUGUCAGGAGAAUCUAAUGCUUCCCUGUACUUCCUGUUCUUCACGGUGAAAAUAAUCUGCAGCCCAGACUGUUUCCUGCUCCUAGCUUCACCUCAAUGUUUACUUCUUGGGUGUCUUGUAUAAUGUUUAUAUGCGCCGAGGCUUAAUUCCAUAUAGUAUGUUUUGUAAGAGUUCUGUAAUUAAGAUCCACAAUUUUGACCUUUUUUUAAUUAAAGGGCCAGUACAACAGGCAAAAAUAAACAUGUGAAACCUC